AUGCUCGGUAUUGCAAGAAGCUUGUUUGCAAGCAACUGCCUGUUGGUGAGUGAGGUUGGCAAUUAUGACUUUAAAACAUCGGAAGAUAUAUUCUUCCUGUUCGAGUCUCGUGAAGAGGGCCAGGUCAAUGUCUCGGACGAGGAGAAACUGGUAGCUGGAUGGACGAGGGGCGCAAAGCUGUAG
Penicillium psychrosexuale is the source of this 183-nucleotide messenger RNA. RefSeq lists its product as uncharacterized. NCBI's taxonomy places the organism in Eukaryota, Fungi, Ascomycota, Eurotiomycetes, Eurotiales, Aspergillaceae. The transcript has a single exon. The record is from RefSeq and is a predicted model, not a curated record. Bases 1 to 183 code for a protein of 60 amino acids.